Messenger RNA from Stylophora pistillata, 2247 nucleotides. RefSeq lists its product as uncharacterized. NCBI's taxonomy places the organism in Eukaryota, Metazoa, Cnidaria, Anthozoa, Scleractinia, Pocilloporidae. The record is from RefSeq and is a predicted model, not a curated record. Gene Ontology annotation, cellular component: membrane.
UGAGACUGACACUUUUAAUCUAACGUAUUAUGCAGAAAAAAGGAGACUUUGCCUAAUACUCGAGACCAUUACAAUGGCGAUUUUUGUCUCCCUCGAAAGGCUUGUUUCUUUCUUUAUACCAUCCAGCUGAAGCAUGUCAUGAAUGGAUUCCGGUUUUUAAGAUGUUUUAUGUUAACAGGCAAAUUAUGGGUUUUUAGUCCCAUAAUUUUUUUAAAACAGAUUAUUCAUAUGGUCUCCACACCGCGAUAUAAAGAUUUCCAAGUUACUUCGUCUGAGCAAAAAAUACAUAAGGCAAGUUUUGUUCCAUUCAGAUUUUUUGCCAUGCAAAAAAUGUUCAAACAUUGAGAAGAUUUAAAACACUAUUUAUACAGCGUUCUAGCCACCGAAAAAUUAGAGAAAAACAUUCUCAGAUUCGAGUUCAUUUUACUUAAAUCUUAGAUUGUUUGAAAGAGGACAAUUUUUUUUAAUAGGACGAUUUCAGGAGUCGGCGUUUUAAACUGUCACGCCAUGCUAACAUAUAACGCGAUGUUAUAUUGAGUAAAUGAUUCUGUCCUUUGAAAAGUAGUUUAACACAGUUUCGCUUUCAUAAGGCCUUGUCAGCCAAGUGUCAUGCAUUGGAAACAUAGUGAACUCCACUCAGGCAGGAACAGAGAGCAGUCAUUGUGCUAAUUCUGGUUGCUCACACGUCUACCACUUUAAAACCUUUUGAUUGUGCCGGCAUCCGUGAACUUCAGCAAGACGUCACUGCUCUGACAAAAGUCGAAAAAUAAUCCGCUGACUCGUCGUGGGUGACGGUUAAUUAUGUUACUUUGAUGAUGUCACAGACUCAGAUGAAAACCAUUUCUUUCAGUUUCGGGUUCCUCAUUUCUGAGCUCUGUGAACUUUUAUGUGGAAACAAAUCAUGUGCUUAUCUUUGAAAGAGCAGUUUCGUCGUAGAAAUCUGUGGCCAUGUGACGCAGACAGAGCUGAUUUUUCUUCGUCGAUGUGGCUAACUGGCCGCGCUUUCAUUGUAUACCGAGUGCUCCUUGCAUUGUACACUACAGCAAUGACAGUGCUUGGGGUGAUUGAGAGGCAAAACCAGGGUCUGAAAUGGUUGAUCUUCCUUACGAACUGGAGCUACACGUUCGUUAAUUUACACUUUGUCACUCAAGCGUUUCUUGUGUGUUAUUAUCAAGCGCUACAGCCGCGUAACGGUAACGCAACAAGCUGCGGAGACGACGAAGAAUACGAUGAAGAAAGUGAAUGCGAUGGUAACUCUGAUCACGUACCAUUCAUGUUCAGUGUCGAGCUACAACUGCCUUUAGUCUGCAAGGUAUCCUGGAUCAUUUGUGAUAUCGCUUCAAACAUUGCCUUCCCAGUGACCGUGAUGUUCUGGAGCCUAGUUUAUAUACCUGGACAACAUUUUGACUUUGUUACGUUUAACACACAUGCUUUGAACUCUGUGUUAAUAGCUAUCGACACCAUGGUAAGCUCUAUUCCAGUUAAGUUAUUGCACAUUAUCUACCCCAUCAUAUUCAUCACUGUUUAUUUAAUAUUCUCCAUUAUUUACUGGGCCUGUGGGGAAACAGAUCCAUCUGGACACCCAUACAUUUACUCUGCCCUUGAUUAUAGUGGACAUCCGAGGAGAGCUGUUAUAACUAUUUGCUUGUUUCUUUUUGUUGGUAAUGUGAUGUCGCAGUUGCUUCUGUUUGGACUUUAUAAGCUGCGUUUGAAGUUGAACUGCUCUCGGAAUCGACUGAUUUGAACAGUCAAGACUAUAGUUUUCAUUAGCGACGUAAGUAUAAGCGAGAGCACAAACGAAAUCAUAAGGUUAAUAUGCCAAAAGAAAACAAACGUCAACAAGCAAAAGCACUGGCACAAGAAAAAGGAAAAAAACUUGAUCCUUGUGCUUGUGCUCUUGGUUGCGCUAGUGUUUAUACUUGCGUCGAGACCGUUUUUGUGGUGAAAUAAGACUCGGAGCUGUUACGCAUGUGCUUUUGCUUGUGAAAACCGGCUUCCACAGGAAACAAGAACCUGAAUCAGUGGAACUGAACACUUCUUCAUAAAAGUUUAGAUUUUGCAUUCUAUUUUUGCUAGAUUUCUAAGUGCCUUCAAACGCUAAUCGAUUCAACUUACGUGCUUCAGUUUUGCUUUCAAUUUAAGGAUUACGUCUUUUUUAGUGCAAUUUAUUAAUAACGCUGUCGUCAUCAGCAUAAUAAGGACUUUGAAUUGUUUUGAUUCAAGCCAGAAAUAAAGCUCACUUGCAUA